Molecule: messenger RNA, 3459 nt
Organism: Paramisgurnus dabryanus
Lineage: Eukaryota; Metazoa; Chordata; Actinopteri; Cypriniformes; Cobitidae
Gene: tnn
Product: tenascin N
Molecular function (GO): protein binding
Source: RefSeq, a predicted model, not a curated record
GAGGACUGGAGGACUCGGGACAGUGCUGGUCAGAAGGGCCCUGAACGCUCAGUCCGAGCUUGUAAACAGGUGCUUGCAAAAAUAAGCGCUCGGUAAGCAGAGCAGGGAUACUGUGAAGAGAAAACUCAGAGGAACCAUGAUCAUCAGAUUUAACCGGCCAAAGAGAUGUCUCUUCCUUUUGGGGAUGCUCUUCAUGCUGUCCCGCCUCGCAUUCUCUGAGGAUGAGGUCGGGGCAGAGAAAGGAGUCACGUUCAGCCAUGUCUACAGGAUUGACUCUGGUUGUAAGCAGGGUUCCCAGGAGGGCCAGCUGUCUCAGGACCAAGCUUCAGAAGGACAGUCAUUUACAGUAAAUGGGGAGAAUGACAUCGUCUUCAAACACAACAUACGCCUGAAGUCAAGCAGUUGUGGGUGUGCAGACUCAGAGGACUUCAAAUCUCUGUUGUAUCGCGUGAAUGGCCUGGAAGAGGAGGUCGCCUAUCUGAAGACCCAGUGCGCUCAGGGCUGCUGCAAAGGAGGCUCGGGUGUGGACACCAGCUGCAGUGGUCAUGGCACCUACGAGCCCGAUUUGUGCAGCUGUAAAUGUUAUCCAGGUUGGGAAGGUCCAGACUGCUCCAUCUCAUCCUGUCCAGAUGAAUGCAACGAUAACGGCCGCUGUGUGGACGGACGCUGCGUCUGCCACGAAGGCUACACCGGCCAUGACUGCAGCCUGCUCACGUGCCCUGGAGACUGCAGCGAUAAAGGCCACUGUGUGGAUGGCAAAUGCGUGUGCUUCAGUGGAUUCUCCGGAGAUGAUUGCAGUGUUGCUAGCUGUCUGAAUAACUGCGUAGGAAACGGACGCUGCGUGGACGGCCAGUGCAUCUGCGAUGAGGGAUUUUUUGGAGACGACUGCUCCAUGGUUCUAGGUCCAAAAGGUCUCCGUCUGAUCAAAGUCACAGAUGUGUCUCUGUUGGUGGAGUGGGAGUCUGUCAGAGGAGCUGAGUACUACAUCCUCUCCUAUUAUCCUAAAGGAGACCAGGGAGCCAUUAAAGAGGUCCAGGUGGAAAACACGGAAAACUCCUACUUAAUCACAGGCCUCAAGCCCGGAGUCACAUAUAUAGUGCAGGUGCAUGCUGUCAUCAGGGGCAUUAAGAGUGAAUCCGACCAGAUAGUGGCCACGACUGAUGUCUCUGGUGUUGAUGGGAUCCAAGUGUUGGGUCAGACUGAAGACUCAAUCCAGGUGGACUGGGAGAACCCUGCAGUCGGAGUGGACCACUUCAAACUGAUCCAUGCAAGCCCAGAUGGCCAGGAGGGACUGGAGAAAGUGGCAAUGAGCCAGGAGGCCAGGACCAUGCACACCAUUGUAGGUCUAAACCCAGGAACAGAAUAUCAGAUAUCAGUGCAAGCAAUCAAAGGUGAAAUGGAAGGCAAACCAUCCAAUGCCACAGGAGUCACAGACAUUGAUGCUCCAACCAAUCUGGCAACCAAGGAAGUGACAGAGAAUUCGGCAACUGUGACAUGGUAUGCCGUUCGUGCAGAUAUUGAUGGCUACAUUCUGACCUAUUCUUCUGCUGAGGGCACCAGCAAUGAAAUUAAAGUGAGAGCGGAUGCUACCUCUCACCAGCUGACAUCUCUGAAGCCUGGAGUCGUGUAUACGGUUUUCCUCUGGGCAUAUAAGGGCUAUCGCUCAAGCAGGAAGAGUACGACUGAGGCUGAGACGGAAAUAGACGCUCCUACCAACCUCUUAACCAAAGAGGUGACCGAGGACUCAGCGUUGGUGAUGUGGAAAAAGGUCCAGGCUGACAUCGACGGCUACAUGUUAAGCUACAGCUCUGCAGAUGGAUCCAGUCAGGAAGUUCGAGUCGGCGCUGACACCACCUCUUACGGGUUCACUGGUCUGAAGCCGGGAGUUGUCUACACAGUCUACGUCUGGGCUGUGAAAGGCUCUCGAUCCAGCAGAAAAGCCACAACCCAAGCCGAAACAGAGAUCGAUGCACCCAAGGACCUCAAAGCCAUUGAUGUUAAGACGGAGACGUCCACUAUAACAUGGAACGCUCCCCAAGCCAGAAUCGACGGCUACAUACUGACAUACAGGGCUGAGGAUGGCACCACACAGACUGUGGAGAGAAAGUUGACCGCAGGGGAUACUAGGUUUGCUCUCUCUGGCCUUGCAAUGGGCAAAAAGUACAGCGUUACCAUUAUUGCCUAUAGGGGCUCAAAGGGGAGCAAAAUAGUGGAGACAGUAUUUAGCACAGUUGGUCUGUCCUACCCGUUCCCCAUGGACUGCACUCAGAUUAUGAAGAAUGGAAACCUGGAGAGUGGAGUGUAUACGAUCUACGUUAAUAACAACCGUAGUAAAACCAUGCAGGUGUACUGUGACAUGACGACCGAUGGUGGCGGCUGGAUUGUGUUUCAGAGAAGAAACACGGGCAAAUUAGAAUUCAUGAGACGUUGGAGAGAGUAUAUGAAAGGCUUCGGAGAACUGACAGAGGAAUUCUGGCUCGGCCUGGAAAAGAUUCACGAGCUGACCAACACUACCACGCAGUACGAGGCGCGUUUCGACGUCGGCUAUGGAUCCGAUCGGGUUUAUGCAGUCUACGAUAACUUCAAAGUGGCAUCGUCCAAACAAAAAUUUAAGCUAACCAUUGGCAAAUACAGAGGAAAUGCUGGUGAUGCUAUGACUUAUCACCAAGGAGGACUUUUCUCCACGGUUGAUUCAGACAAUGACAUCGCACUUGGAAACUGUGCUUUGACUCACCAAGGAGCCUGGUGGUAUAAAAACUGCCAUCUAGCCAACCUGAACGGCAAAUUUGGGGACAACAGACACAGCAUGGGAGUAAACUGGGAACCAUGGAAGGGUCACCUGCAGUCUCUUGACUUCUCCGAAAUAAAGAUCCGGCCCGUGGGAGCAGGAAGCAGAAAUAAGAGAUCUCUGAAGAGGAGGGUAUCUGUGUAUUAACAAUCACUCUACUUUACUAAGUAAAACAGGUUGUAAAAAACAAUAUUACUCAAGUCAACAAUCAAAUAACAAAAUGGUUUGGAAUUGGUGUCCAUUCAGGGAAGCCACUUUGUAGAUUCAAUGCUGUGGAAUUAUUUCUUGUGUCUGACAUUUUUAAUUUAGUAUAUAUAUAUAAAUAUAAAGAAUACAAAAAACAAUGCAAUGCAGUGGUAUUUUGAACCCACAUGUAAGUGAAGAUGAUAUGUAUAGUGAUCUUCACAGAACUUAUUUUUUUAUUGUAUUACACAAUGUUUUGCACCCAAAAGACUUUGUACUGUAUUCUCAUAAAUUCAAUAUUUUUACACUUUUAAUCCAUCAGCUGUCAAUCUUAAUGGAUUGUAAUGUCACGCAUAGAAAAACGUUUUAAUAUAUGUUAAAGUCUUCUUUCUGGAUGUGUACUUGUGUAGUUGUACUAUAAUUGCUGACUCUGACACAAAAUUAAGUGUCACGUAUUUUCACAGAAAUAAAACAUUUCUUGAGUUGAA